CGGCGAAGCUCGACCGCGCCUUGCGAAGACGGCUCCGGAGUUAAUGCAUAUCAGUGUGCUAAUUGUUGGGUUGGGAUACUGUAUCGACCGCGUGCAAUGCGCCAGCGUGGGCCGACCGCCACGGCCCUCUCACCUGGAAUUUACAUGGAUGGUGUUACGGCCUUCGUUUCUGGAACCGUACCACGGGCUCCUCCACUGGCUGAAACAACAGCAACUGUCAACCCUCCAGGUGUAUUUGCUACCACCAUGUCCCCAAAGCUCGUUGGCAUUUCACCCGUCCUUUCUCGAAUACAGCCACCUAUACAGAAUAGAAUAAUGACUGAUAAUACAAGACAUAAUAUACCUUGUGGUCAAAGUGCAUCGCGAACCAUCAGUGUGUCUGAUUCAAGCGCUACCACAAAUAGGACGCACAGUCGUUCCAUGUUACAUACAAAAUUGCGUAAAAAGACGAAAACUAAACGUUUGAGUGCCUCUCAACAGGCUAAUGGUGAACCCAAUCGGAAGAUACAUCCUCUGAAAAUGACCAUCCGAAGGACUAGCCAAACUCACAAGGUUGCUUCUGAGGUGCGGACUGCUACGGAAUGCUCUAGACUUCCAAAUGGAUUUGCAACGUCUGCCGCUCAUUCGGAUCCUAUGCGAACUCAUAUUAUGGUGGAUACUAUCGCUACUCUGGAUACCCUGUCUAAUAUAAGGUGUGCAUCUCCAGCUCAGGGACCUUCAUUACACGUGAAACCGGUCACAUGUGUUGAUGCAGCCACUUCUACGUCUGGUCUUUCCACUGUAACAGAACCAGAUCCUCUGGGACCUUGUGAGGCCGGAACCAAGGUUGUUGUUGAAGGUGUCGUUUGGCUUGAAACGGCAGGUAUGCUGGUUCUCAACAUUCAGUGGCGGGGACGGUCUUAUAUGGGUACCUUACUGGAUGCUUCAAAGCACAGCUUCGCGCCGUCAUGUUUGGACAGUGGUGUUACCAGUGCGCUGACUCUCCUUCGAGGACAACGUGGUUGGUCGCGUGGAUCCUCUGGCCGGUUCAGAAAUCGUGGAGUGCAUCACUUUCACCAUCUUCAUCAUCACCGUCAUGGCCGACACCAUCGACAUCACGGAGCUGGGGCUUCCAUGACAACACGGGCAGCCGCUGCCGCGGCAGCGGCAGCAGCAGCUUGUUAUCCAAAUUCUGAUUCUGCUGCACCGAAUCCCAAUUCUGUUGAAGGAACUUUGGAAAUUUCCGAAACUUCCCAAAGUGGCAUUUCCACUGGACACUCAAGGUUUGCCAUUUACGAUAUGGAUCUCAGUACUGGUGAAGCAACUACUCCAGCUGGGAACAGUCAGCGAGGAUCCAAACGCCGACGCCGGCGAGGAGCUGGUUUCAGUCGACCAUAUCGUCGUGUUGCCUCUAGAUUGAACAAUCGAGAUGAAGAUCCUUCUAAUAGUAUGUCUCCACGUUUGGCCAGAGGUUCGUCCUUGAAUGACGUACUGUUUAAUGUGGAUAAGGUACCCACGGAGUUUGACGAUUCGGCGGUCCAUUUCACGUGUCCAUUUCCAGGAUGCAAAAGUGACUUUCCAGACUUAAUAAGUAUGCGUUACCACUUUUCUUUGGGACACAGUAAUCAAGAUCAACCGGAUGCGUCCAACACCCCAUCAGCAUCUAUAUCCAAUGAAUACCCCAAGCCGGACUCGAUGGAAACAUCUACGAGUGAUCAACCAUCUUACAAGUUUUAUAAUCAGUCAGGUCAUUCUUCUCCACCUCCCUUAGCUCGAGCAGAAUGUCUCAGGGUUCAAAAUAAUGACACUAAAUCCACGAUGGAUGACCGGUUCGAUGAAAACUUAGCUCCUCCCAGAUUGGACCGCGUUGUUUCCAUUCCAGAUUCUAGCAAUGGGCCUUCGAAACUUUCCCACUCACCGGGUCUGAGUGAUGAACCUCCUGCCCCCAGCCCAGCCUAUUCCGACAUAUCCGACGAUGGCACAGUGCCUGCAGAGCAUAAUAUCUCCUUCGGGGAACCUACUAAUUCUAAAUUGGAGGGUGAGAAAAAUUUCCCACCUGGUCAAUCGAUUUUCUCGCCGUUGGCGACAUCGCUUGUUGUGAAUCCAAACAGACAGACAACUACUGGAGAGUACAACUCAUCCACUUCCAUAUCAUCAGCUGUACUGAAGCAUUCCCCAAAUGUCGUAUCGGGAACUCCGAAUGGUUUCUAUUUUCCCGUUCGUAUUCUCUCUCCUCAAAUCUUGGCAGCGGGUCAGUCAUCUCCGCGUCACGUGCCCGGUUCAUCGUCUGUGAUGUCUGCCCAUGCCCUCAGUGCUGGUGGUCUUACCCAUAGUCCACAUGAUCGAAGACAUGGUGAGCUUGGUCGUGAUAGUAGCCCAGGUUUUUCUACUCCCCCUAUUCCUCUGUCAGCCUAUGCACCUCUGGUGCAACAAACACCUUAUUUUGUUCACGCAUCGCAGCCACUUGGUGCUACGAUUGCCAGCCCUCUUCCCGCUGUGUAUAUUCCUGGUGUGAACUCUUUUUCUAUGCCCCCAUCACACCCGCAACUACCGCAACAACCACCUCCGACUUUGAAUUCUAUGCCAAACAGUGGAAUAGUUAAUUUGUGCAUAAAUGAUCAGGGUCAUUUGUCCUCGGUUACUCCUCAACCCAGCAGUGCUGCAGUGGUACAGAGUCAUUCCGAUCCUGGAUCUAACAGUCCUCGUCUGGCCUGUCAUGUUCGACAUCCCUCCGGUCCUAACCGAUAAUCCUUCAUGCUUUGGCAUUUCUACCCGAAAAAAAUGGCGUUGUACCUCAUGCUCGCUCGGACAGAUUUUUGUUCAUUCUGGCCACCCAUCUUCUCCGUGUCUUUUUGCCGAACUCUUGACUCUUUCGAACCGCACGGAAAUUACUGGCGGUCAUUUUAUGAAUACGUAACAACGAAAAGAGACAACUGCAUCAGUAGGGUUUACGUCAACAAGCACCUCAACAUUAUAUUUGCCCGCCGUCUUUCAACACACACACACACACUCGUCGGUUGGUUAUUUAUACGGUCGCACGAUCAAGAACUUUUGUGAACGUGGAUCUAUUUUUCUAUCGAAUUACACACUUGUACUUGCACGAUGUUACGGUCCUUGUGCGCUAUCCCCUGGGUUUCGACGGUGCUCGUUGUUGUAGUUGGUGUCUGUUUUCUUGUUUUUGAAGGUGCAACCACGCCCGGACAGUGACUGCUGAAAUGACCACCAUGACGAAACCACUACACACCUACGUACAUACCUACUAUAUACACUUAUUAUUCGACUUUUGUAGUGUAAAUUUACGCGCGCUCAUGUGCACGUGACCGUAGUGAUAUCCCUCCUCCUUCUACCGUAUUUGUACAUACAUGUGUAACGCUGUUUCAUCCACACAGAGAUGUGCAAUUGACUGACUAACUGUGGGAACUACUCGAUUUGCUGAGGACUGAAAUGAGAGUAAUCGAAUUAUGGUAU
Messenger RNA from Opisthorchis viverrini, 3447 nucleotides. RefSeq lists its product as hypothetical. NCBI's taxonomy places the organism in Eukaryota, Metazoa, Platyhelminthes, Trematoda, Opisthorchiida, Opisthorchiidae. Gene Ontology annotation, cellular component: nucleus. Gene Ontology annotation, biological process: regulation of transcription by RNA polymerase II. The annotation marks the transcript as partial. The record is from RefSeq and is a predicted model, not a curated record. The transcript has 5 exons.